CAGGAAGCAGCUGAGGAUGCUGGGAUAUUUUUAGGAUGACGAUGAUGAAGAUGAGGAUGACGGGGAGGAGGAGCUCUGACGUCAUGGUUUUGUGUGUGUGUGUGUGUGUGUGUGUGUGUGUGUGUGUGUGUGUGUGUGUGUGUGUGUGUUUUGUAGCUCCGCAGUGUCGCUGUGUGACAUGACAAACCGCUGGAAGCUGCAGGGAGGAUUCUUACUGUAAUACUUCUUCACUCCUCUUCUUCAUCCUCCUCCUCCUCCUCGUCUCCUUCCUCCUCUUCUUCCUCUUCCUCUCCCUGUCUUUCUGUCUGUCUUUGUCUCCAUGCGGGUCUCUCUCCCGCACCAGCGCAAACAGCGGGCCUUCCUGUAGCCGCCGCCCCGGCCUCCCUCGCCCUCCGGCCGGUGGAGCCUCCCAGCUGAGCCCCGCUGAGGUGGCCUGGUUCCCGGCGAGAGAUGCUGUAGAGCAGCCGGCAGACGAGAUGCUUGUCCCGGACUGAAGAGAGCAGAUAGCCGCGGAGGGAGCAGGAAGAUGUCCGGCAGGAUGCCUCUGACCCCGGUGAGCGAGAGAGAGUCUGAGCAGCCAAAGUCUUCAGAUGGCCUCCCUGAGCCGCCAGCCCCACCCGCCAAAUCAUCAAGUCGCCACAGUCUGCUGCCAUGUCGCAGCGCUGUGACGUCCCUCACUGAUGAACAGCCGCACGUAGGCAACUACCGCCUGCUGAAGACCAUCGGCAAGGGCAACUUCGCCAAAGUCAAACUGGCCAGACACACACUGACGGGCCGAGAGGUCGCCAUCAAGAUCAUCGACAAAACUCAGCUGAACCCCACCAGCCUGCAGAAGCUCUUCAGGGAGGUCAGUGUGAUGAAGAUCCUCAACCACCCGAACAUCGUGAAGCUGUUUGAGGUGAUCGAGACAGAGAAAACUCUGUACUUGGUGAUGGAGUACGCCAGUGGAGGUGAAGUCUUUGACUACCUGGUUGCUCACGGACGUAUGAAGGAGAAGGAGGCCAGAGCCAAGUUUCGCCAGAUUGUGUCAGCAGUGGAGUACUGUCACCAGAAGAGGAUCGUACACCGAGACCUCAAGGCAGAAAACCUUCUGCUGGACGCUGACAUGAACAUUAAGAUCGCAGACUUUGGUUUCAGUAAUGAGUUCACUCUGGGCAGUAAGCUGGACACCUUCUGUGGAUCUCCUCCCUAUGCUGCUCCUGAACUCUUCCAGGGGAAGAAGUACGACGGGCCGGAGGUGGACGUCUGGAGUUUGGGAGUGAUUCUGUACACACUGGUCAGCGGCUCGCUGCCCUUCGACGGGCAGAACCUCAAGGAGCUAAGGGAGCGUGUCCUCAGAGGAAAGUACCGGAUUCCCUUCUACAUGUCGACUGACUGUGAGAACCUGCUGAAGAAGCUGCUGGUGCUGAACCCGGGGAAACGAGGCAGCCUGCAGCAAAUCAUGAAGGAUCGCUGGAUGAACAUUGGGUAUGACGAGAAGGAGCUGAAAACAUACAGCGAACCAGAACAAGACUUCAACGACCUCAAACGCAUCGAGCUGAUGGAGACGAUGGGCUUCACUCAGGAGGAAGUGACAAAGGCGCUGGAGGGCCAGAAAUACAACGAGGUGACGGCGAUAUACCUGCUGCUGGGGAGGAAACCCGCUGAGUUUGAAGGCAGCGAGUCUUUGUCCAGCAGUAGCCUAGUUCAUAGGUCACGACCCAGCAGCGACCUCAACGGCUCCAGCCAGUCCCCCGCCCAUUCUCGCAACGCACCGGCCAAUCAGAAGCAGCGGCGCUUCAGCGACCACGUGGCGCCCUCUGUCCCCCCAUCUGUCUCCUACACCAAGCGUUCUCAUGCCAGCAGCGUAGAGAGCGACAGGAAGGACGAGCCAGCGUCACCAGUGGGAGCUCCAGACCGCAGGAGGUCAGCCACCGCCUCAGGGAGCAUAACUCGGAGGAACACGUACGUUCAUGAGAGGACGAGCGCAGAACGCCACUCGGUUGCUAUUCCCAACGGAAAGGACAGCAGUCUACCCGAGGUGCCUGCAGCAUCCCCCUUCCCGUCACCUGGGGCAACUGUCUCCUCCACACGCCCCCGUCAUGUCAAGUCCAUGUCGGCGUCAGGACAUCCCAUGAAGUCCUGCCUGCCCCCCAUUGACGACAACGCAGAGUAUCAGAGCUCCCCCCAGCAGCCCCCGCCAUCACCCUCAGCCUUCAGCGUCACCAGCAGCAACAGCAGCACCACGCCGGACCGGACCCGCUUCCCCCGCGGCUCCUCCAGCCGCUCCACCUUCCAUGGCGCUCAGCUUCGGGACCGACGACCCGCCACCUACAACGGCCCGCCGGCCUCACCCAGCCUGUCCACGCACGCCACCACAUGGCUGGUCACGCCCCGCCGCGGCACCUCCACCUCCAUUAUUGGAAAGAUCACCUCCAAGUUUGUACGCAGGAGUUUUGCAAGCGAGCCCAAAGAGGAGGGGCGGGACUCCAAGCCUCGAGCCCUGCGCUUCACCUGGAGCAUGAAGACCACGUCCUCCAUGGAGCCGGGGGACAUGAUGAAGGAGAUCCGAAGGGUCCUGGACGCCAACAACUGUGACUACGAGCAGCGUGAGCGCUACUCGCUGUUCUGCGUGCACGGCGACGCCCGGCAGGACAGUCUGGUCCAAUGGGAGAUGGAGGUAUGCAAGCUGCCCCGCCUCUCGCUCAACGGCGUGCGCUUUAAGAGGAUCUCCGGCACGUCCAUCGCCUUCAAAAACAUCGCCUGCAAAGUGGCCAACGAGCUCAGACUGUGAAGGGCUCCCAGUCAUCAUCAAAGGAGAAUACCUCUCUGUUCUUCACACAGUGACGCCCCACCAAGUGACGGCGGCCAUCUUGUGUUCAGCACGUCGCUAACUGCUGUAUGACUCAGAGGAAAAAAACACCUUAUUAUACCCAACACACUUACUAUUUAAUGUUAUCACUAAAUGUUUGCCAGUGAAACCAAAUAAUCCAGCUGAUGUUCGGCAGGUUGACGAGGCUGAUGAGGGUGCUUGUUUGCUGUCACGACCUGCAGGAGCGAGACCCUCUGUUGGUUUGUCACUGUUUACCUGCACUUCAGAUUUCUACAAAAAACUGAAACAUCAUGUAAAGUUGAGACAGGUCGACAGGAUUAAAGCUGAUCACACAGGCAGAGAAACCUGACGAGUCUCUGACUGGACUCUCAACUAAGAGAUUAGCUUGUCAGAGAGCCACACGAGUGAAGCAGCAGUUACAUGGAGGGAAAUGACGACCAAACUUCCAUCUGGAGUUUUCUAAUAUUAUUGCAGUGCAUGUAGACGUAUGCUCUGACUCUCUGCUUCGACCUGAGUGUUAAAAUCAGUCAUCUGGUUUCUGGAGUGCAGAUAAACAGUGAGUGAAACAUGACCUCUGCUCCACCUGUGCAACUCUCCUGCUGCAAGAGUAUAACAGCGAGCUGUGCGUGCACGUUACACAACCUUAACCAGCUUUAUUGGCUUUAAACGUGUGAACACGCUCAAGGAAGGAAUCUGACUCUGGUUUUCGUUGACCUUAAAUACAAAGAAAAUAUCCAUACAGCUAAAAGCAAGGACGACAAAACUAAACAAGAUAAACAUUGACCUGCAUGUUGGUGAAGAUUCUCAGUCAUCCAGGUCAUGGUAAUCAUAAGUGCUGUAUCGUAGGCAG
Molecule: messenger RNA, 3662 nt
Organism: Epinephelus lanceolatus (giant grouper)
Lineage: Eukaryota; Metazoa; Chordata; Actinopteri; Perciformes; Serranidae
Product: serine/threonine-protein kinase MARK1
Biological process (GO): intracellular signal transduction; protein phosphorylation
Cellular component (GO): cytoplasm
Molecular function (GO): protein serine/threonine kinase activity; ATP binding
Source: RefSeq, a predicted model, not a curated record